AUGAACACAAUUCCAAAAUUAAAAAAUGCAACUAAAACUAUUUUAUUAUCAAAUAGUUUUAAACUUUAUGAUAAUAGUAUAAUCACUAGUUAUCAUUCAAAUAUAACACAAAAUUAUCAAAAAUCUUAUUUUGGCAAUUAUAGAAAGAUUAAUAAUAAUAAUAAUAAUAAUAAUAGUAAUAAUCAUUAUAAUAAUAAUAAUAAUAAUAAUAAUAAUAAUAAUAAUAAUAAUAAUAAUAAUAAUAAUAAUAGUAAUAGUAAUAAUAAUAAUAAUAAUAAUAAAUAUAAUAAUAAAUAUAAUAAUAAUAAUAAUAAUAAUAAUAAUAAUAAUAAUAAUAAUAAUAAUAAUAAUAAUAAUAAUAAUAAUAAUAAUAAUAAUAAUAAUAAUAACAAUAAUAAUAAUAAUAAAAUUAGUUAUGAAUCUUCACUUUCAAGAAAACAGGUUUUCUUAGAAGAAAUAGAUCAAGAAUUAAGAAAAAAAAUUUUUUCAGAAAAGAUGGAAUUGACAACACCAAAGAAUUUAAUUAAAGUUGUAAAACAUUUAGAUAUUGUAUUAAAUAUAAUUAAUAAUGGUGAACAUUCCUUUGAUAAAAUAAUUUUCCUUAGAAAAUUAACAGAUUAUAAUAUUGAACAUGCAAAAGCAUUAUUUGAUACAAUUAAAUGGAAUGAAAAAAAUAAAACACCACAAUUUUUAAGAUUCUUUAUUGAAGAAUUUAAAGAUGAUGAUAAAUAUUUAUCAUUAGUUUUGGAAUACCAUGGUGAACAGUUGAUGACAAGUACGGGGAUAUCAAUUGUAAUGGAUCAUUAUAUGAGAGUUGGAAAAAAAGAAGAAUUAAGAAAAUUGAUUGAAUCAGUGGUGAUUUCAAAUAAGAUGGCAGAAUUUCCAGCGAUAUACGAACCAUUAAUUAAAUCAUGUUUAUAUUUAGAUGAUCAUGAAUCUGCAUUAUCAUUUUACAAUAGAAUAUUGUCAACACCACAAAGAUUGAAUCAUGCACCAUUUAACUAUUUCUUAAAUUAUUAUUUGGAUAAGGAUAGCGAAGAUGGGGUGAGCAAAUCGGUAAACUUCUUUUUAAGAUUCAUUAAAUCUGUGCCACAAUUUAUAACUACUGAAUCAUUUUGCAAUUACAUUGGUAGAUUAUUGAAUGUGUAUUUACCAAGUCAGGGUUUCAUUGGUAGACCUGUCGUAGAGGAUUUAUUAAGUAUGCUUCAAAAGCGUGCUUUCAUUACAUCGAAUAACGUUUACCUAGCUUUAAUACUCCAUUUGGUACGUGAUGAUGUCAAUCAAAAAGAAUUUGCUCAUCAAAUCUAUAUGGAAAUUAUAAAACCCGAACAUUCAGAUCCACUAAAAAAUCAUCGAAAAAUAAUUAAAUAUUUAAUAAAAGCUAAUCAACCAAAUGAAUUAAAAGAAUUAUUAAAUAAAAUUAAAGAAAAACAAAAAGAAGCUUUAUUAAAAAAUGCAUUAUUAAUUGAACAACAACAAUUAAAACAACAACAACAACAACAACAAGUACAAAAUCAAGAAUUCGAUAAUAUUUCAGAAAUACAAAAAAAUAAUAAUUCAAUACAAAUUGAUCAAUUUGCAAUGUGGUUUCCAUUAACACAAUUAUUAUUAGAAUUUGGACAAAAACAUAAUAAUGAUUUUGAAAUUUAUGAAGAGUCAUUAAAGAAUGCUGAUCAAAGACAUUUACAUAUAUUAUUAUUUUAUAAUGAAAUGGUUGGUAAUAGUGAAUUGGUUUCAGUGAUUGAGAAUUAUUUAGAAAGAAAAAAUGUAUAUUUAUUAUCAUCAACAUUAUCAAAAUUAAUUCAAUGGUAUUUAGCAUUUGAUCGUUAUCAUUUAGCACUAUAUUGGUUAAGUAAAAAGAUUUCAACUUAUAAUUCUGCAGCUUCACCAAUUUUAAUGACUUAUUUUAAACAAUUCUCUGAAAGUAAUAAAAAUCAAUCAGAAUUAGUUAAAUUUUGGAAUAAUCAUAUUUUAGUUUAUCCAAUUCAAAAAGAUAAUAAUAAUAAUACUCAACAAUUUUCAGAAGAUGAUAAUUUAAUAAAAAAUCAAAAUGAAGAAGAUGGUGAAGAAGAACAACAACAACAAGUAGGAGUAGAUGAAAGUGUAACAAAAAUAAAAACAAUGACAGAUAAUGAUAAAAUAAAUAUUAAUAAUGAUAAUAUAAUUAGAAUUGGUGAAACUAAAAAAUUGAUAGCAAUUAAAAGUCAAUUUGAAACUAGAGAAGAUAUAAAGAAUAGUUGGGAACAGUUAGCAACAUUUUUAACAAAUGUAAAGACAUUGGAAGAGGUUAAAGAAUCUACUAAUUUACCAUUUAGUUUAAAAAUUCAAAAAGCAUGCACUGAUGAAGAUGCCGAUAGAAUCAUUGAGAUUUUAGAAGAGCAUUUCGAACAAUCAACCAUUCCAACACAUAAUGCAUUAUUGGUUGCAUAUAUAACACUUGGUAGAAUCGAUUUAGAGAAAUACAUAUUCCUAUUGAACAAAACUCCAAGACAUAUUCGUAACAUUGUUUAUGAUCCAAGUAUUUAUGAAAAAAUACUUGAAAUGGAUUUCGAUAUGGGUAUUAAUAUUCUAUCAAAAGAGAGUUCAACAAUACUACAAUCUCAUACAACUUAUAAUUUAAUAUUGAAAGCGUGUUGUAAUAUCAACCAAACUGAAUUGGCUUCAAUGAUAGUUGCCAGAAUGAUUGGAUCAAAAAGGAUCAUUGUUCAUUCUGAAUUAUAUUUACAAACAAUGUUUAAAAAUGGCUUACAUAAUCAUGCUGUCGUUAAAAAUUUAAAAAAUGUUUUGAUUUCUUAUGGCACAAAGGUUUCUCAAACAUUAUGUAAUAUGGAGAUAUUGGCAUUCUUGGAGAAUGGUGAACUUGAUGAUGCUUUGGCUAUUUUCACCGCGUCACCAAAGGAUAUUGAAUCUUUGAGAUUGGGUUUAAAAAUUUAUAGUAAAAUGUAUCCAAUCCCUCCAUUGUCAAAUUUACAUAAUUGGACUCCAUUGUUAAAUAUUCAACAUAAUUUGAAAUCUUCAAUUUUCACAGAAUAUCUUUAUAGAUAUUUAUAUGAAAAAGAUUUACAACAUUUAAUUGUUAAAUUAUAUGAAAAAACUACUAUGGAUCCUUCAGUUGAAAUCUCUCCAAUGGAGUUACAUUAUGCAUUAUUUUCAACAGCUAAUAAAAACAAACUUUUCCAAGUUUUCCUAAGUUAUCGUGGUAAUCAAAUUACACAAGAAUCUUUUGAUCUCAUAAAAACUGUAAAUCAAACUCUAAAAGUUGAAGAGGUUAAAAAUAAACUUUCAAAACUUAUUAUUGCACCCAAUAUAAAAGAUACACCAACAACCAAACCAAUCACUCAUGAAACUAAAGAAUUUUUAAUUUUCAAUUUCACUCCAUAUUUAAAAAAUCAAAAAUUAAAAAGACAAUCUUUAGCUGAUGAAACUUUAUCAAAUUCAACUAAAUAA
Molecule: messenger RNA, 3447 nt
Organism: Dictyostelium discoideum AX4
Lineage: Eukaryota; Evosea; Eumycetozoa; Dictyosteliales; Dictyosteliaceae
Exons: 2
Coding region: 1-3447 (1148 amino acids)
Source: RefSeq, a predicted model, not a curated record